Molecule: messenger RNA, 1803 nt
Organism: Pocillopora verrucosa
Lineage: Eukaryota; Metazoa; Cnidaria; Anthozoa; Scleractinia; Pocilloporidae
Source: RefSeq, a predicted model, not a curated record
AUGAACCUUUUACUCUGCCUUGCUGCCAUGCUUGGUGCCGCAAUCAAUGUAGAGGCUUUCCAAAAUUCGCCCAAAGGUCUUCACUUUGUAGGUGUUGGUUACAAUCUUCUGGAAGGAAACCCCGAGGGGGGCGAUGUAUCAAACGGUGGUGUUGACCCAGGACUCCUGUUCACCAGAAAAGUCUUCAAGCUGACAUGGGAAGAAAACAAAGUCUCUCUAGACAAGAAGUAUGUUGUACCAGAUCAGGUCAGCUUUGCCCCACGUCAGUCUUGCGUCAAAACAAAUAAAAAGGAAGUUUUUUCAGGUUCCAAAAGCUACCAGGAAAAACUUAGUGUGGAUGUACAAUCUAGCGGUGGAUACAAUGCAAUAUUGUGGAACGUUGCCUUUUCUCUAAGUUCAAGAUAUGAGCAGGUGAAGAAAGAAACAUCAAAAUACCACAAUGUGUUUUAUGAAGAGAAGCAUGUGUGCAAUCGUGGCCGAGCUCGAUACCAAAUGGACUUGGCUCGAGUCAAGAAGUAUUCUGUGUCAGAGGACUUUGCAGCAGCUGUUUGUAUUUUACCAGAAGAAUACAAUCAGCAGGCCUACUUCAAAUUCAUCGAGAACUGGGGAACACACAUUGUGGUAGAAGUUGAUCUUGGUGAGAGGAAGACUGAUCGAUCCAAAUCCACAAACUCUGAGUUCACCAAAUACGCCAUGAAUAACAUGGAAAACUCAGUUUCCGUGUCAGGAGGUUAUAUGGGUUCCAAGGCCUCCCUCAAAGUUGACAUGAAAAAAUUUAAAGAAUCCAUGUCGGAUAAAACCGAAUUCGGAGAACACAAGGUGUCGUUCACAUCCGGAGGCGUUGAUAUGCCUGAGCCUAUUGGAAUAAGGAUUGUGCCAAUAUACGAAGCCUUUGAUGUCAGUUUCUACGCAAAGCUUGAUCACCAGAACUCUGCACGAUGCGUCCAUUCCAGCGAGCUUGUCGGAACUCGAAGGGAACACGUCAAGAAGGCAUUAGAAGAGUAUCCGAAACUCAAGAAAGCUGAGGUGCCUACAGAUCCUGAAGUACGAAUUCCUCUCACUUGGCCAGUUGGAACGUAUGGCCUUCCCAUGCCAAAGGCAGGUUGUCCUAAGAAUACAAAGUUUGCUUGGCACGUUGGAACCCGCUACCAAGAUACUGAGGAUGCUUUUGGAAAGAACCGCUGGUCAAGUCCGUAUGACUUGGCAGGGUCAUUAGCCAAAAGCAACAUGGAGCAGAAGUUUUGCAUGAAAACAGAGGAAGGAGACAAGAAAAAUGGUCUGCAGUGGCCAAGAGGUCAAUACUGUAUUCUGAAGAAGGGAGAAUGUGCCGAAGGUUUCCAGCAAGGACACAUCAGAUGGGAUGACGAGAACAGUAACAAUAAAAACAGACACUCUGGAGCGCUUCCAGACGGCGUGUAUGACAGGAACACUCACAUUCAGUACUGCUGCCGCACGGAUGGUCACGCCACCAAUGCCAUAAUUCUUCCCACAGACUCCCCAUUCGUGCUGUUGAAGUCCAACACUCAUCAGUGUCAGCAUGUCCGAGGAAUGCGAGUCCGAAGUGAAUAUUUCCAAUGGGAUUGUGAAGAUUGGUUUCCGAAAAACUAUGGCGGUGGAUCCAGACCUUAUGAACGCGUCGCUUUUAGUUCAAGUAAUGUUUCAAACGCCACAUCACUUCUGCUUAAGGUAUGGAAUAUAAUAAGCAGUGGUUCAAGUAAUAAGGGACUGAAGUUAGAUGCGCGAAAUUUAAACCUGCUUUGUCAAGAACGAGCAAACAGUCGUCAUCCGUACUCCGAGUCGUAA